Molecule: messenger RNA, 1152 nt
Organism: Closterium sp. NIES-65
Lineage: Eukaryota; Viridiplantae; Streptophyta; Zygnematophyceae; Desmidiales; Closteriaceae
Source: the annotation of a GenBank genome assembly
AUGCCGCCACGCAAGAAAAGCAGCCAGAAAGGCAAGCAGAGGGCGGAUGAGGAGAAGCCGUGGGUUGAUCCCCCUUACGUCGUCUGGAUGAAAGCGCAGGAAGCAAAAGGGGCAGCUCGCCCACGCAUCGCGAACGAGGCUGCCGACGCCCCAGGACCAUCCGCGCCGUACAUCGCCCACGACGAGGACGGCGCCGCCGAAAAUAUCGACGCAGACUCUGACGUCGACUCUGACGAGCUCGAGGAGAUAGUGUCAUCGAGUGAAAGCGAGGCAGAUUCGGACAACAGUGACGCAGACGAAAGCGAGGACGGGGAUGACGAAGAUGGCGACGCGACGACUCGAGCUGCAGCCGGGCGAAAACGGCCCCGACGCAAGUCCCGCGCGAAGACGGACAACAACUACAACACAGAGUGGGCUCCAGAGGAGCUUGUGGAAUUGGCUGCGGCCCGCUGGAACACCCGAGACGACAUAAAGGCACUGAAAGGGAAACAAGGCUCGCAGUACUGGAAAAAACUGCGGAAACAUAUGAAGAAGGCAAACCCGGGAUGGGAUCGCGAGAGCGAGCCGAUGAAGCAGGCCUGGAAGCGCAUUGUGGCGGACUACCGCAAGCUGGCCCGCAAGGACAUGGGAUCCGGUAACAAGGCAACAAAGAAGCCACGAUGGUGGGGAUAUGUGCAGAACCUCAAGCAUGGCACGGCGGCCGUUAGGCCGCAUGUGGUGGAUGGCGGAGGAGCGGGCGUGACUGACGUGGACCCUAACGCGUACAUUCCCGGCCCAAACGACGACAGUGCUGGUCCGUCAGGCACACCUGCUCCUAUGGCCGCCGCUUCAGGAGCUGGCACGCCGGGAAAGACACCAAGGCGCCGCGUAGACGAGACGGCAACCAUGGGUGGUGCACGCUUGAUCUCGGAAACUAUUGUCGCCUGCACGAAGGAAGGCCUGCAGCAACUGAACCAAAUGGCCCAAUUUGUGGUGGCGGCUAUGACCCUGGCUGCACAUGGCGUGCCUCCGCCUGCGAGUGCUGCCCGUCCGGAGAAUGCAACGGCAGAUGGGAAUGGCAGGCCCCUGCACCCGCCCACGCAGCGCCCACUGUUCUCCGCACCAGAGACGCGCAACGAUGCCAACCCUGGGCCAUCUACGCAGCCGCUGUAG